Candida dubliniensis CD36 is the source of this 795-nucleotide messenger RNA. RefSeq names its product amphiphysin-like protein (gene RVS161). Bases 1 to 795 code for a protein of 264 amino acids. Gene Ontology annotation, molecular function: lipid binding; protein binding. Gene Ontology annotation, cellular component: mating projection tip; Rvs161p-Rvs167p complex; medial cortex. NCBI's taxonomy places the organism in Eukaryota, Fungi, Ascomycota, Pichiomycetes, Serinales, Debaryomycetaceae. Gene Ontology annotation, biological process: plasma membrane tubulation; endocytosis; actin cortical patch localization. The record is from RefSeq and is a predicted model, not a curated record. The transcript has a single exon.
AUGUCUUGGGGAGGGUUUAAGAAAGCAAUCAAUCGUGCUGGUGCAGCAGUCACUGUCAAGGAUGUUGACAAGACUAUGGAUAAAGACUUUGACGUGGAGGAAAGAAGAUACAAGACGUUAAAAACAGCUGGUACGAAUUUACAAAAAGCCGCCAAGGGGUAUUUGGACAACAUUAGAGCAAUCACGAAUUCACAAGUUACAAUUGCUGAGAUUAUUUAUAAUUUGUAUGAAGAGUCGAAGCAAGGACAAUCGCUUUACUCAAAUGUCGGGACUUACUACUUGCAGAGUGUGAAAGAGUUUGAUGAAGAAACAGUGAAACAAAUAGAUGGGCCCUACAGGGAGACUGUCUUGGAUCCGAUUGGUAAAUUUUCAAACUACUUUACUGAAAUUGAUGAGGCAAUAAAGAAGAGAGCCCAUAAGAAAAUUGACUAUGAGCAAUGUAAAUCGAAAGUAAGAAGAUUGGUUGAUAAACCUGCCAAAGACGCUGCCAAGUUGCCACGGGCCGAAAAGGAAUUGUCAAUGGCGAAAGAGAUAUAUGAUGAAUUGAAUGAUCAAUUAAAGGCAGAGUUGCCACAGUUGAUUGCAUUAAGAGUGCCCUUCUAUGAUCCUUCAUUUGAGGCAUUGGUAAAGAUUCAAUUGAGGUUUUGUACAGAGGGUUACUCGAGAUUGGCACAAAUCCAACAAUACUUGGACCCAGCAUCUAGAGAUGAAUAUGCCAAUGGGUUGUUGGAUGGGAAGAUUGAUGAUAUGUUGGCACAAAUGCAAGGUUUGAGUAUAACAUCUUUAGGGAAAUAA